UAUAAUGGAUUUGUUAAUUUAAGGAUAUAGAUAAAAUUUAUCUUUUUUAAAUAUUCGUUGCACAAAUCCAAAGUAAAUUGCAAUAUGGGGCGAUUCGAAGCAGUUGUAUUUUUCGCUUUCCUUGGCUUGGUGGUAGCAGACAAUGCCGCGCAAUCCGGUCAAUCCAGGAUCGUGUCAGGAUGGGUGGCGCGCGAGGGCCAGUUCCCGUACAUGAUGUACCUUCGCACAGUUAGUGUGCACGGCCAGAUCACCGCGUGCGGUGGCUCCAUCAUCCACCACAACUGGGGCUUCUCCUCAGCACGAUGCACUGCUAAUCGGGUAAACCUGAUGAUCCGCGCUGGCAUGGUGAACAUCAACCGGCCUCGUGUAUACUUCGAGACGAGUACGGUGUUCACGGCGCCGGAGUUCAUCGACGAGAUCCACCCCAUCACGCAGCCGCACGACAUCGCGCUCAUCAGGUUCAACCGAUGGCUCAACUACGACAAUUUCGUUCAGCCGAUCAGGAUCAUGAGGUCUGCGGAUAUGAACCGCAACUAUGCCGGCGUGCGUAUGACCACCAGCGGCUGGGGCACCACCUGGACUGGAGGUCAAGUAACAAACGAUCUGAACUGGGUGCACCUGACCGGCGUGACGAACUUCAUGUGCAUGUUGGUGUUCAACAACAACUUCUUUAUUCGAGAGUCCACCAUCUGCGCCGGGCCUUACAACGUGACCAGCCAGGGUAUCUGCUCGGGUGACAGUGGCGUGCCCCUCACCGUGGUGGACGUGGACGGGCAGCUCACCCAGGUCGGCGUGGGGAGCAUCGUCUCGCAGUUCGGGUGUCAUGCUGGCCUGCCUGGUGCCUUCGUUCGUCCCGGACAUUACCACCCGUGGAUCCGCGCAGUGACCGGCAUCAACUUCGACUGGACGCCAUCCGUGGUUGUUUCUGAAGAUAAAACAGAGACGAAGGAACCUUCGUUAAACAUCCUCAAUUUACUUCGCAAGUGAUUAGUCCAAGGCGAUCUUGUUUAACAGCCAAAGUUCUUUGUAAAUAA
This is a messenger RNA of Manduca sexta (tobacco hornworm), 1034 nucleotides long. RefSeq names its product serine protease 3. Gene Ontology annotation, biological process: proteolysis. Gene Ontology annotation, molecular function: serine-type endopeptidase activity. NCBI's taxonomy places the organism in Eukaryota, Metazoa, Arthropoda, Insecta, Lepidoptera, Sphingidae. The record is from RefSeq and is a predicted model, not a curated record. The transcript is spliced from 8 exons. Bases 85 to 987 code for a protein of 300 amino acids.